UUCAGUUUGUUUUCAGGCGGGUUCGGAUUCGGUGCGCGCGCGACAAAUUUCCUUCUUCUCUCCGGGCAGAUUGAAUUUUCCACGCGACAAACGGAUGGGCCAAGUGGUGGAAGUGCACUAGUUGAAAUAUCUAGCGACGUUCGUUUGGUGCUGAUCUCAUCGUUCAUCUUUGCUGGAUCGAAAAUCAAACAUUGGCAGUAUAGAUUGUUUAAAUAGUGACGUCCUCGUCUAAGCAGUUUAAAGCCGAAAGGUUAACUAGCAGCAGCUAACAGGAAGGAAAUUUAAUACCAAUUUCUGAGGUUUUCAUACUUCGACUGGAAGAGCUCGCCUUGAAAGUCCAUCAUAAUGUCCGACGGUCAAACGCAGAACGGUGCCGAUGCGGUGGACAAAGCCACCGUGGAGGUUGCCCAGAUGGCUCUGGAAGCAAAGGAAGAAACGCCUAAAGCAGCAGCAGCAGCCAAGGAAUCGGCCGGAGCCGAGGCUGGCAGCGAAACGAAAAAGCCAGAUGAAAACGGUGCUUCCAGCAGCAGUCCUCCAGUUUCGAAUGCCGCCUUCAGGGAACAGUUCAAAGCAUUCUCCAAGUUUGGCGACACCAAAUCCGAUGGGAAACAUCUGACACUUUCGCAAAGUGAUAAAUGGAUGAAACAGGCCAAGGUCAUCGAUAAGAAAAUUACUACCACCGACACCGGAAUCCACUUCAAGAAGCUGAAACAGAUGAAACUUUCCUUCGAGGAUUACAACAAAUUCCUGGACGAUUUGGCUAAAACCAAGAAGGUCGAGUUGAGCGAAAUCAAGAACAAAAUGGUCAACUGUGGCGCCCCCGGUAUUCACAAUGUGACUCCCGGAAAGGCUGCGGAAACGGUGGCCCGGCUAACAGACACAUCCAAGUACACCGGUUCGCACAAGCAACGGUUCGAUGAAACCGGAAAGGGUAAGGGCAUUGCCGGUCGCAAAGAUAUGGUCGAUGGUUCCGGUUAUGUGACCGGAUACGGACACAAAAAUACUUACGACAAAACUCAUUAGACAAUUUUUGAGACACAAAGCAUUUCCCGCGCUAAAAAAGAAACAAAUCUUUCCAUAUAAGUUUGAGGUGAAAAGAAACAAAGAAAAAUCUAUAAAUCUACAAAUUACGUAAAAUCAAAAUAUUUAUUACAAAAAGAUCGAACGUCUUCAGGAGAAAAAUUUGUAUAAAAUUGUAGCCAGUUAGUUCGUUCUGACGAGGAAAAUUAUAAAAAAAGAUGUUUAUUGUUACGUUUUAGUUUUCCAUCGGACCUGAAUCGGUUGUUUACUGGUUGUGUUUUGUUCUAUGAGGUUAUUCUAGUCCCAAAUGGGUUGAGCAGUUAGAUUGAGGAAUCAUUGUCAUAAGUGAUCUACAAGUCAACUCGUGCAAAUCUUCGGAACAACAUUGAUGAGAUAUUUUUGUUAAUGUACCUACCUACUCCUAACCAUCAACGGUAAUGUAAGCGCAAUCUGCAGUUCAUUUGAAAUGAAUCUAUAUUUGUAUAAGAUAUUUAAGACCCCAAGAAGCAUGAUGUAUUCGUAUUUUCUGCUAAAUAUAUUCAGAACGAUAAA
Messenger RNA from Uranotaenia lowii, 1572 nucleotides. It is a transcript of the gene ringer, whose product is annotated as tubulin polymerization-promoting protein homolog. The coding region runs from base 346 to 1023 and encodes 225 amino acids. Gene Ontology annotation, cellular component: microtubule. The record is from RefSeq and is a predicted model, not a curated record. Gene Ontology annotation, molecular function: tubulin binding. The transcript has 4 exons. Gene Ontology annotation, biological process: positive regulation of protein polymerization; microtubule bundle formation; microtubule polymerization. NCBI's taxonomy places the organism in Eukaryota, Metazoa, Arthropoda, Insecta, Diptera, Culicidae.